ACUGCUAGUAUUUGGCUCUGAGUUUUGUUUUGUAUUACAUUUAAAUGCUAAAACUGUUGUUUAUUUAAUUGUGUUUGUGGAAUAACAACAGUUUCAAGUUCCAUGCACACUUUAAACUCAUCACCAAUGGACAAGCUGUUUCAGUUGUUUUUUUUAUCAGGAUUAUGUUCAUUUACUAGGAGCAUCUCACGUGAGUAUGUUGUAAUUCAGGAACAGAAGACUUGGAAACAGGCACAAGCUUACUGCAGAGAGAAUUACAUAGACCUGGCUACUGUUCAAAGUGAGGAAGACUGGGGAAAUCUACAAGAUGCAGUUAAAAAAAUUACUAAGACUGCUUGGAUUGGACUGUACAAUGAUAUCAAUAGCUGGCGCUGGUCUUAUCAAAAUAAAGAAAUUGCAUAUAGCACCUGGAGUUCUGGAGAACCAAACAACUAUGGUGGGCAUGAGGCAUGUGGUUUGAUGAGGGCUAGCUCAUGGAAUGACUAUGAUUGCAAUAAUCUUCUUCCAUUUUUUUGCUUGAACGAGAAUGGAGCAAACAGGUUUGUUUUCAUCAGCAAUAGUAAGACCUGGAAGGAUGCUCAGAGCUACUGCAGACAAUAUUACACAGACUUGGUCAUCAUUCAGAAUCAAACUGAGAAUAGCCAGCUGAAUGUACUGAUGAAACCACAUACAAGUGCUUGGAUCGGUCUGUUCAGAGACUUGUGGAAAUGGUCAGAUGAAACAUAUGUCUCCAAUGCUUCCUUUACUAGGCUGCCUUUACAGUCUGAGCUGAACAAUCCUUGUGGUGUUUCAGAUCCUAGCGGUAUAAUCAGUUAUCAGGUCUGCUCAAAUGUCCUCCCUUUUCUCUGCAUGCACCGUGCAAAGAAACAGAUUUUAAGACUGAGGGUUAAAUCUGGUCAGAAUCUUAAUGGUCCUGAAAUGAUGAAUGUUAUCUUACAGUGGACAAAACAAAAGCUGAAGGAAUGGGGGAUAGAAAAGGAAACAAAAGUGACAUGGAGAGUUCAGGCAAAUGGAUAUGUUUUUUCGCAAGUUACACAUUUUUAAGCAGGCAGCAGUGGUGGUCCUGGAUCACUUUGACUCCAGUUGUGUGCAAAGAAGAUCAGCAAUAUAUUUUUUAUAUGAUUAAUAUAUCUUCAACAACUUUAAAACAAUUAUAUGCAUCUUGUAUUUUUAUUUAUGUAAUUUGAGGUUUAUUUUUAGCAUAGCCAUGAUUUCAUUUAACAGGGCAUGUAAUUCUUCUCAAUUUAGAUUUUAUAUAAUCUAUUUUUUAAUUCAUCUGUUAUAGUAUAAAAUGACUAGUAAUGUGGUGUGUAAGCUAAUUGUGUAAGUUCACUCAGUUCUGGUCAUUCCUUUUUCAUUCUUUUUUUUUAAUUUAAUUUAAA
Messenger RNA from Puntigrus tetrazona (Sumatra barb), 1382 nucleotides. Its product is annotated as macrophage mannose receptor 1. The record is from RefSeq and is a predicted model, not a curated record. The transcript is spliced from 6 exons. Bases 103 to 1044 code for a protein of 313 amino acids. NCBI's taxonomy places the organism in Eukaryota, Metazoa, Chordata, Actinopteri, Cypriniformes, Cyprinidae.